UGUUUUUUUUUUUUUUAAGUGUCUGGGCAAGUUUGGUCCUCUGAGAUGUGGAGAGAUGUAUGCCUUGGACAGACUGCUGAGAGAGGCUCGUGUCCUCGAAAUCAUCCGACGUGUCACCAAAGAAAACCCACAGAAAAUCAGACCAGCUACUGAAGUUAUCCCGGCGCUAGGUCUGUGUCUGGGUGCUGUGUCGCUAUGGCAAGAAUGUGUGGGACAGGGUAGCAUGUACAGCGUCUCUGCUGAAAGGUUCCUGAAUACACUGUCGACAAUCUACGCUGGUUUACUGCCUGAAAGGGCCGAAGCAGUGUUCUUGUGCCUGGUUGAGCGUGUACUGGAUCAGAGGUUACCACGACGAGGAAGCAGCAGGGACAACAUGAUGGUGACGUUGUUCCAGCUGUGGAGCUACUUGGACUCGAAUGCUGUCAGUGAUAUGGACACACACAUCAUUGAACUGGCAAAAGAGG
Pundamilia nyererei is the source of this 464-nucleotide messenger RNA. Its product is annotated as protein FAM65B-like. Lineage: Eukaryota; Metazoa; Chordata; Actinopteri; Cichliformes; Cichlidae. The transcript has 3 exons. The record is from RefSeq and is a predicted model, not a curated record. The annotation marks the transcript as partial.